AUGAAUCCUAGUGGAAGAUCACAUUCCAAAGGCCCGAUUUUAAGGUCGGUGUCUUUAGAAGAUCUAAAGAGAAACUCUAGUUUCAAAAGCAAUCUAAAGUACAAAGAUGAAGUGACUUCGCAUAAAGAACCACAGGUUGGAACAUUGAGCAAUGAAGAACUACUGAAAGAUCUUGACAACAUGUUGCGCGGUAAAUUGAACAUGGGAAGAAACAGCUUUCAUACCGAUAAAAGAAAUAAAUCAGAUGGAAAUAUCAGUGCCUUAACGUUCAAGGCAAGAUCGGGUCUUGAGGGAGAUACUCGCACUAUAGAUGUACAGCAAGAUGGUAAUGAUGACGGCGAGAAUUUUAAAUUGAAUGAUGAUAGCGCCAAUAAAGAUAGAAAUGGUGAGAAAGACAGUAAUACUGACAACGCCGUUGAAUUUCAAGACGACGCCGAAGAAGCUGAAGAAGAGAAUGAGGAUGAAUCAUUUGCUAAUGUGGAUGAACUGGAUGGAUUUGAUUUGAAUAAGGCUUCAGACGGUAAACAUGUUCCCAUCAAUGAAAAGGGUGAAGUUGAUUACAAUAUGCCGGUAGAUAAAGAAUUUCAGAAAUCACUUGAUCAGUGUGCAGCUUCACUUGAGGAAAGAUCAAGUGCACCUUAUGCUUUACAAAGGGCUGUCGACUGGGAAUUGAAGAUGUUUUAUUCUUUGGAGGAUGAACUGUCAGAAUGGUUUUGCAGCUCCGAUUAUAUGCAUUUUGGGCAAACACAGACACUGUUUAAACAGAAAGUCAACCACCCACAACUUUUUUUUGAUGAUGAAAACUAUGCCGCUGGUGUAGUUGGACGUUUAAUUGAGGACAUGCCCAAUUCUUUAUCAUCUAAUUUACUCGCAUUGUCAUAUAUAUCAAUGGGAUGCUUUGCGUAUACAAGUAACAAAAGUGAGCAUGCAAAGAUUAUACGACGCAACAAUUUAAUGUUCGUUCCUCGCAUUCAAGAAAUUGUUCAUGCCUUCAAGAAAAUUGCUAUAAGCUGCAGGGAUGAUAACAAAAACUUGAAGAAACAAACUAUUUUGUUAUUUCACUCGUCAACGAUUCUGUACUUCAUCUCCAGUAUUUGUAUUGAAGGUAGAGAGGAAAAUUCAGAGGCAGUAGAUAGUGUUAUUAACUCUUUUGACAGGACAGAUUUGUUGGAAUUUUUAACAAAGUAUAUUGAAAAUUGGAGAUGGAACAGCAGAUUAGCUAUGCGUAUAAGAAAUAUGGUUUUGUUGCUUUUCAAGCUUAUUGUAUUACAGUUUGGCGACAGUUCUGUUUACAAACAAACCAAAUCAUCCGUUUAUAAACUCCAUGGGUUGAUAUAUCCAUCAAAGCAUCCAGAAAAAUUAUCAAUCUCUCCGUUACAUUAUCAAGCAUUUAGAGAGGACAUAACUUCUCGUUUUCCUGAUUACAAUAUGCCUACUUCUGGUUUACCAAAGGAUGUUGACAAGUCAGAAUCCCUUUCUCAGUUUUUGGAAAUUCCUCGUCCAAAAUCAAAGAAUCCUCUAAAUAUGACACUUAAUGUUCCUGAAAAACAUAUUGCUACGCCAGCUCCCUCACCACCAAACUCUCCACAAUUGAUGCAUUUAAGUGAAGGUCCUAGGCCCCGUAAAUCUUUCCAGACAAACAUGGCAUAUCCAUGUUUAUAUCCGUCUGAUAAUGAAGGGCCUGAAGAUGACUCUCUGGAAAAUAGAGUAGAUUCUAAUUUGGAGAGAAAGCCUGAUAACGAUAUAGUUAUUCCAUUCAGUACCGAGGAAGCAGCUAGAAUAUUAAGUGAGAGUUUAGAAAUCAAGCUAAGUACAAAACAACUUUGGUACGAAAGGGACUUAUUUAUGAUAACGGAGCGUGGUUGGAAGCAGCAGUUAGAAAAUGAGCCGUAUGAUUAUUCAACUUUUAACUAUGAUGCAAGUUCUUCAAAGAAAGAGAAAAGUGCGAUUUACAUUAUGCAGCGAAUUGACAAAUAUUAUAAAAGUUGCCUUUCGAGCUUUAAUUCUCUUGUGUUUGUUUUGCUACAAACAAUGGAAUCAAGCUUGACAAACAACUUCCAUAGGAAAAGUGAAGUUUCCGAUAAAAAUCUUCUAAAUAUGCUGGCGCCCCAAUUGGAGAUCGUGAGGGCUAAGGAAUUGUCCCUAAAGUCAGCAGCAGGCAUAUUACAUGCAUUGUUGAAGUGGUUUAAGCUAAGCCAUAUUUUGAAGUUUGAACAUUUGGCGGUGGUUAUUCACGAUUCGCGAUACAUUAACACAUGCGCUUCUAUUUUAAGCAAAUAUUCUGAGGUUUAUCCUGAAAGGGUUUUCAAUAAAUAUGUACUAACCCCGAAUUCAUUUUGGAAAGAAUGUUCUCUGUCUAACGAGUCCUACCGUGAAUGCUAUUCAGUAGAUGACUCAGGGGAGGUCAACACGGAGAUUCUGCCUUCGUUUGCAUACCUUUUAAGAAUCCUGAGGAAGAUCACGGGGAACAAAACACAAAGAUUAAAGGAACUGCCCUUGUCUAUAGGCAUAUUAUUUAAACGCUAUUAUCGGCUUUUCAACCUUGACAUGUAUCAUCCAAUAUUGAAAAUAACAAGAGAACUCACACCAUUCAAAAACAAGAGAUGGAAAUCGGAACAUAUGGAAUUGAUAUCAGGGGUUUACCUUUUUGAAAAACUGGAGUUAACAGACAAUUGGGUAACAGGGAAGGAUAUAUCAGGGGAGUUGAGCGAUGCUUGUGGCCAAGAAAUUGCACUCAGGGCCUUGCUCCAGUUUUACAAUUUUCAACAUUAUGAAAUAUCUAUGGAGGAUCUCGGAUAUGGGCACCGUAAUAGCUCCAGUCAAGAUCUAUUAAACAAGGAAUCCGAGUACUUGAACAUUUAA
Molecule: messenger RNA, 2862 nt
Organism: Saccharomyces paradoxus
Lineage: Eukaryota; Fungi; Ascomycota; Saccharomycetes; Saccharomycetales; Saccharomycetaceae
Gene: FAR11
Product: Far11p
Exons: 1
Coding region: 1-2862 (953 amino acids)
Biological process (GO): cytoskeleton organization
Cellular component (GO): cytosol
Source: RefSeq, a predicted model, not a curated record